Molecule: messenger RNA, 438 nt
Organism: Populus trichocarpa (black cottonwood)
Lineage: Eukaryota; Viridiplantae; Streptophyta; Magnoliopsida; Malpighiales; Salicaceae
Product: 60S ribosomal protein L23
Exons: 3
Coding region: 1-438 (145 amino acids)
Biological process (GO): translation
Cellular component (GO): cytosolic large ribosomal subunit; ribosome
Molecular function (GO): structural constituent of ribosome; large ribosomal subunit rRNA binding
Source: RefSeq, a predicted model, not a curated record
AUGUCAAAUGGAAAGAGGAUUGCGUGUUGCGUUGCCUUUUGCCCUUCAUCUUGUCCAAGAGCGGAGGAGUAUAGGAGGCUAAGGUGGGCUGUAGCCCAGGGAAUUAAGGGUCGCUUGAACCGCUUGUCUUCUGCCUGCGUUGGUGAUAUGGUCAUGGCCACUGUCAAGAAGGGGAAGCCUGAUCUCAGAAAGAAGGUUAUGCCUGCUGUCAUUGUUAGGCAGCGUAAGCCUUGGCGCCGAAAGGAUGGUGUUUUCAUGUAUUUUGAAGAUAAUGCUGCUGGUAUCAUUGUGAACCCCAAAGGAGAAAUGAAAGGCUCAGCAAUUACCGGUCCAAUUGGGAAGGAGUGUGCUGAUCUUUGGCCUAGGAUUGCAAGUGCAGCUAAUGCUAAGAGCUUUAAUUUGUCUGUUCCUUUUUUUUGGGAAUUAUACUGUCGUUAA